AUGCGCCCAAAGCCUGCCGAGCCCCCACGGAUGACCUCAAAUCAGCUAAUGUCGGACGCCGGUUCCUAUUCUGGAAAUGGAAAUCGUUCUCAUGUUCGCGGUGAGCAUCGAUUACCUGGACAAGGUCUUUCACUUCCACCUCCCGGCUUUCUUCCGUCACAACCACCCAACGGCAAUCAGAGGAGGAACAGCGUUCAACGAAACGGUAGCUUGUUCGGAAACCCUCCGAGCUAUGCGGUUCCUUCCUUCGGUGUGGCCCAAACCUUCCUGAAUGGGCAAAAUGCUACCGGUCAGUGGGGUCAGUAUCCGUCUGCUUCCAAUGGAGGCCAUCAACAGCUGCCGCAUCCGAAUGGUUAUCAGCAUCCGCCGCCUCCAAAGAUCCUACAACAAAGAUACAUUCCGCCUGCGACUCAACAGUGGCAACAACAACCGCCACCGCAGAGAACCUACCAACCGGUAACAGGAAGUCAAUACGUACCAUCCCGCCCGCGUCCUCCUGCCAUUCAAGUCGCUGUAAUGCAAGCUCCAACAAUGAAUCAUCCGCCACAAAGUUAGUUUCAAUUUCAACACAUUUUUGAGUGAUUCAAUCACUUGGAUUUCGUGCGUUGUAUGAUACUGUCGGAGACGAAGAUAUUGUACCCUUACUGCGUUUUGCACUUUUUGUCAUACAAUAUCCAACGUUUCUUCAGAAAUGGUUUGUAAUUUCUUAUUUUCGAAGUCCUGUUGCGUAAGUCUUUGCUGUUCACACAUAUUCGCUCGCUCACUGACAUUGUUCAGUUUAUUUUUCUUGUGGAGAAUUGAACCACCCCUCGUAAUGACCAUAAGAGCGGAUUGUGCAGAACGCAAUAAAACCUGUCAAAAAAGAUGAUAGAAUAUCUUCCUACCCAACUCAAAACAUUAUUAACGCUUUCAAUACUUUUCAGAUGCGGUCUACUAUCCAAACCCUGGUCUCAUGCCCGGUUUCGGAACCAUUCCAAUGCCGCCACCUCCACCACCACCCCAGCAACAGUUCACCUACACCCAACCGAGCGCUCCAGUUCCAGUUCAGCAACAGACUCCACUGUUCGUCAAUCCGGAUUUUCUGAAAAUGGGCGAAAAUAUAAGAGUGUUCAACAACAGUGAUGGCUACUCGGAGUUCUACGUUCCAGUGUCGCAGGAUGGAAAACUAGCCAAAGUCGGAUACCAGAACCAUAUUCCUGUCGUCGCUCCGAAUCCAGUUCAGGAAAGCACGUUCCCAGCUGCUGCCAAUGGAGCCCAAGUCCAGGAAACAGUUAUUCUGACAGUCGGAACUGGAGGAAAUGUUCUUGAGGUUCAAGGAACGUCGGAGCCUGACGCCUCGGACACAAUGUCCGAUUCUUCUGCAAGGAUACCGGAGGAAGAGAUCGUUGCGGUUGCUUCAACUGAUGAACCUGAUGAACUUCCGCAACAGAAUGUGGAAACGAAGGAAGAGGUGUCAGAAUCAACGACUCUGACCCAGGAAACUCAAUACGAGAUCCAAAGACUUGCGGAAGAAGUUUCGAAGGUUCCACUCGCAACAUUCUUAGACGGAUAUGUGUUCUCUGGACUCAACUUCCCGCUCAUCUCGCAACAAACCAUGAGUGCCACGCAAAUCGCCGAGUACGAUAAUUUAUUGAAGUGCGUAGGGAAGAAGAUCAAUGCGUUUUUCACUGCCAAUCCGGAACUGUGGGGAAACGCCGACACACGAGAUCGUUUUGUCAUCCCCGAGGAAUAUGAAAUCGGCACCACUACUGCUGAACCAUACGCAUUCAUCGAUGAGCCGAUGGAGGAGCGUGCGGAGGUAGGACAAGACAAUAAGAAGAUCAUCGAGAUCGAGUACUUUAUCCCGGAGAAACCACUGCUUGUGUCCCGGGCAUUGUUCAAACAAGGAAAUCAGAAUGAAAAUCCGAAUGAUAGGAGACAUCUGGAAAAGUGGGUUUUUAUUGUAGUGCAGUAAACGAAAUUUGUUUAUUUUCAGAGACAGCAACGUUCAAAAGAGCGAGGACAUGGGGGAUGGAGUAAUUGAGAAAGCGAUCAACGUAGAGUCAGUAAAGGUAUGUCAGGCAAGUUUGUUAAUAUCAAUCAGUCUUACCGAACAUCGGCAUAUUAGCUAGUAAACGUCAGAAGACGCAUUUUGCAAACUCAAAAUUCAUUUUUUCAACUUGUGGGCAGACCUCCAUCAUCCCAUCCCGCGACAAAUUUGAUUUCAAUCAACUAUUUGCAGAGCGAACUCGAAAAUGAAAACUUCGGAAUAAAUUUCUCGAAAUCUGAGAAAGAGCACAUCUUCGGACUUCUUCAAACUGGCCAAGACGCUAUCAUUGUCAUGUAUUCCGAAUUUCCAGAGUGAGCUGAAAAAUUUCAAUGCGUAAUUUUAAUUUAAAAAGUGAUUUAGCGACGGUGGUUCUGAGUUUCCUGCGGAAGGAUCAGAAGCAGGGCUGAACGGGACAAAUGGAAGGGACUCACCUAAUGAAACCAGAAAUCUUGUCGACGAAACGAGAGUUCAUUCGAGUUCCACCAACGAGCAAGCACCGACUACUGACCAACCAGUCGAUUCACAUCACUCCCGCUAUUCAAACUUCACGCAUCAAAACGGUGUUUCCAGCCGUGGCCGGUCAAUUAGUUCUCUGGGAUCCACUAAUGAUGCUAGAAAUUGGCACGCUCGGAACGUCAAUCAAUGGAAGCAGUACGUGGAAGAGCGUGAGAAUGAUCAGCAGGGAGCAUCGACGUCAGCUCAAAAUCCAGAGGAUCAUGUUGCUCUCCGUCCGCGCACCAGACGCCAACUUCCAGAACUUCCCACUCAGCGUCUAAAUGGAAAUAUUGCUGGCUCUUCUUCUUCUUCCUCUUCUACAGGAAUCCAGAAUGGUAGAUCUUGGGCUCAAGUCGUGUCGAGAGCCGAACCAGAGGACCCCUGCCGAGCUCCUUCUCCGUCUCCAGUUUUGCCGCGUCGCCGUCAUCAUUCGCAGGACACCACUAUCCAUACGGGACCGUAUCCCCAGCAAUGGAUGAAUGAGCACGCGCAUCUGACUUUCCUCAUCCCGACCGCACGAGAGCUUAUGGCACGCGUUCCGUUCCCACCAUACCGUAUCCCGUUGAUAGGGGUUGCUAGACGAGGACCAGGGUGAGCUUUGAUAGAGUCUGUUAAAUGAAUCAAUAAUUUUAGAAUUGGAAACUCUGGACACCGAAUCCUACCAGGACAUGAGAACUUCGAUGAUUUCCGCAGGCGACUUCGAGAGGUUAGACAAAUUGAAACGGAGAACAAUGUUCGAGGUGAGCUCCAAAUGAUUCAUUCAUUCUUUUCAACUAUCGUUCAGGUAAUGGACCUCUGAUCCUGGAGCCACGUGGCUUCUGGUACCCGACUCCAGCCGAGCUGGAAGCGCUAGACCGUCGAGAUGUUGCAGCUCAAUCCCAGGAAAACGGAAAUUUAGGAAAUGGCGCCAACCGGACCGCAAAUGGAUAUUCCUCGAACAACGGAGAAGCGUCCUAUCCGUCCCAAAAAGGCAUUUGAAUAUUGUGUGUGUGUUCGUAAUUUAGCAAUAAACGUAUUCCAGAAUGCUCUGAAGACUUGUCGGCUAAAUUUAGGCAACGCGUUGCGACAGAGAGAGAGGAAGAGAGAAAGCGACGAGAGGCGGCGGAACGGUGCAGAAGCUUGCCGCCAUUCCUGCUUUACAGUCGAGACUCGUCAGAUGAUGAUGGCGAAGAGGGAACCGGAGGAAGCUCUUUCUCGGGCGGGGCGUCGGCGUCUCCAACUUCCGGAUCUUCUACUCAUGAAGGCAUUGUUCUUGAAUCUGGCACGAGCACAGGAGGUCAACCGUCGUCGUCGUGUAGUAAUGGAACUGAGAGUGGGCAUCAGAGUCAGAGCAGACAGGUCAUGGAGCUGAAAAAGAUGGCAAAAACUGUGAAGGAUACGGCUGCGAAGAAUCAGAAAAAGCGAGAGAAAGAAGCCCGUCGAGUUGCUCGCAAAGAACUGGAAACUCUUGAAAAGCAGAAACUCGCCGAAGAAGAUCGAGUAGCCAAAGAGAAAAAGAACGCUGAUGAAGAGAUAAAACGUUUGAAACGAGAGAAACUGGCUGCGGAAAAGGCGCUGGACAAAAAAUGUUCCGGAGAAAAAGCCGUACUACUUCGAGUAAUGGUUUCAAAGGAAUCGGCUGCAAUUGAGAAGGCGACGACCGAGAAGAAACAACUGGUCAAUCAAUUAAACAGACAGAAGAAGAAGGCGGCGAAGCGGAGACAGUACGAUGCGAAAAAGCAGGCGGAGGAGGAGAGAAUCCGAAAAUUGAAGUUGGCGUCGGAGUACAUCAGGCAGAAGGAGCAACAAGGAGCUGAUGCUCAAGUGCUCAUGAAACUGGAACAGGCGAAGAACAGUCUGCUCGAGGAGAGUCUGAGACGGUUGAGAAAACAGGACAAUCAGAACGUGUCGGAGGAAGACGAGCGCAUGGAAAUGGGAAAAGUUCUGGACCCGGUGCUGUCAGAGUUGAAUGAAUAUGACGAGAUUGACGAGAGAACGAUCAGAGACCGUUUGUUCUGUUAUUAAGGGCUCACACUAAAUUUUUUGUUACCAGGCUCCGAGGAUAUCAGCAAAAUGUUCAAGUGCAAUGAAGAUUUUCAGGCGGAUAUUGGCAAGCAGCUAGAAAACGAAAAAAUCGCGCGUUUCAACAGAACUAAAGGAAUUUGUGCUCAACGAGAGUUGGAAGCCAUGAGGGUGAAUGAAGGUUAGAAGGAUGUACUAUAAGUAACUUAAUUUUCAGCGCUUCUGUGCAACCCGCGAUCUCAAAGAGGCGAGAGCGGUGCGUCAGUAUCGGGUUUGGAUGGAAGACAUGUACGAGGACUUGUCUCUUCUUAUCAACUUCAUUGAUUCACCCAGCAGUAGCAACAUAACCACCAAACCGACAAUUGAAAUGUUCGAGGAAUGGACCGUUUUUAACAGCCCUCUCCACCAAUUUUCAACUUUUGCAAUUCAUUUUUAA
This is a messenger RNA of Caenorhabditis sp. 36 PRJEB53466, 4961 nucleotides long. The record is from the annotation of a GenBank genome assembly. NCBI's taxonomy places the organism in Eukaryota, Metazoa, Nematoda, Chromadorea, Rhabditida, Rhabditidae.